Branchiostoma floridae (Florida lancelet) is the source of this 6855-nucleotide messenger RNA. RefSeq lists its product as uncharacterized. Bases 450 to 2462 code for a protein of 670 amino acids. Gene Ontology annotation, molecular function: protein serine/threonine phosphatase activity. The record is from RefSeq and is a predicted model, not a curated record. Gene Ontology annotation, biological process: negative regulation of protein kinase activity; protein dephosphorylation. Lineage: Eukaryota; Metazoa; Chordata; Leptocardii; Amphioxiformes; Branchiostomatidae. The transcript is spliced from 7 exons.
ACUUCUUACAUUUCUUAGAUUUCGUUUUAUCAAACGCAUGAAGAUGUCGCCUGUAAGGAGUUUAAAACAUCUGCUAUAGAGGAACGCCACUGAUGGCCACCAGUUCUACCAUUCAAAAUGUUUUCUCGUUAAUGUUCUCAUUAUAAAGCAUUGUAAACUUGCUCAUGAGUCCACGGGGGGCGCAAUCAAAGGUUGGAACAGCCAUUGUGCCGUACCGUAGUGUUUCUCGGGAACGAGGCCAUCCUCUGUUUAGCAUGGUUACGGACGAUUCCAUAUGAUCUUUCAAUGCGGGGCCCGAUUUCUUGUUAUAGUCUUUAGGCAAUUAAACUAAGACUGGGUGUAAUUAGAGCAAUUGAAACACCAUUUUCGAUAAUAAAAUCAAAGUACUGUAUACUUCAAUUGCACGAAAUGCAUCGUUUCUUUGCCAACACAUUCACUUCCCCGUUGCUAUGAAACGUUGCUAUGAAGUCCAAAUGGAACGUCCCCAUUGUCCCCAAUACGAUUUGCAACUUUUUGCAUUUUCAGUCACGAAAAUGGCUUCUCUUACAGUUAGCACCUAUGCUGAGAAAAAUGGAAAGAAUUAUAUGGAAGAUCGCCAUUUCAUGUUCAAGCAUCGAAAUGGCGUCUUUGUGGCGGGCGUGUGUGACGGACACGGUGGCGAAUUCUGCUCGGAUUUCGUCGCCCGGGACCUCCCCGAAAACCUCUCGGCUGAGAUGGACUACCACACCGACCACGAGACCGCCCUGAGACGGGCCAUCCGCGAGACAGACCGGGACUUGUGUACCCGUCUGACCGGGAGAUGGAAGAAGGCAGGGACUACGGCAGUGAUCUGCAUGAUCACGGACUCGGAGGUCAUCGCUGGCUGGGUUGGCGACUCUCAAGCCGUCCUAGUCCGACCCAACACCCAGGGCAUUCCUCUAGUCACCGUGCACAGAUGUGCCUGUGAGAAAGAGAGACAGCGUAUCAAGCAGGCAGGAGGAACGGUCACUUGUUACAAGGGAAAGUUUCGUCUGAACGGAGCUCUGAGUGUAUCACGAUCCCUGGGAGACACAGAGUACAGACCUGGCCUGACUGCCGUACCUGAGGUGACGCAUACCCCGCUGACCGGUACUGAGGAGUACCUCGUGCUCGGCUCUGACGGCUUCUUCGAUCAUGUGUCGCUCGAGUCCAUCCGACACUCUGUAUAUCUGAGCUACAUGAGACAUGGUGGAUGCCUGGACAAUGUCUCCAAAGACCUGUUCGUGCGAGCGCAGAAUGCCGGCGCCAUUGACAACAUCACCAUCAUGGUAUGCUUCUUUCGAAAGCACCUGUCCUGUCCCUACCAAUCGGAGGAUGAGGUCAGCAGAGUCAGCCGGUUGUCCCACCUUGCGGAGUUGGAUGAUGAUGAUGAUGAUGAGGGAGGCUCUGAUGAGGACGAGAUUGACAGAUUCCUGGCCGAGGUCCAUGCCAUGACUCCCGAGAAGAAGCCCGAGAUGACUCCCGACCAGCACCAGAGCACUCCACCAGAGAGCCUUCCAUCCUUUGCUCCAACUUGCAAAGGCAUCACUUUGGGCCAGAAGGCAGCAACGACCACACCAACUCCCAAGACACCAGUCGCUGUGCACCGGUCAUUCUCAAGUGUAGCAGUCUCAGCCCAGUCAGUCGAGUAUGUCAACCCUACAGAUUGCUUGCCAGCAGUUGAGUUCAACAGGCCGCCCUCUGGGAUCUGUGCACCAUCUCCGACUCCUGUGAGACUGUCCCAACCAUCGCCCCCUCCUGUGCCAACCAACAGCCCGCAUCCUACAACUUCAGCACCGACAUUCAGUCCAAUCGUAAGCUUGCACCCCACAGGGCCGCGACCAACCGUGCCUCGCUUUUCCGCCUACAAGCCCCGCAUGUACGACCAGUGGCAGAGAGUUCCGAAAAAGAUCAAGUCUUCGACUGCCCACGCAAACCAGACACCCCUUCCUCUGAAGAAAGUGUCCAUCGAGAUGGCAUCAUCCAAACCAGCGGCAAAACAGUAUGCCAAGGGAUCGCCGGUACUCACAGGCAAUCGCAGGUACUCAUCAGUAAGUCGUGACAAGAUGCCUGACAAGACGAAGGCCAAGCAAGUGGCCUCCGCCCCUUUGCUCCUUAUGACAACAAAGUUGGAGACAACAAACAGGCCAUCCCACCAAGCUGCAAGGCCAUGCCGCAAGUGCGAAAGUUGCGAGUCCGGUCGCAGUCCGGUGAGACCAUGCUGGAAGGUCACGGAAGCCCAGGGAAGUGGAGACGAGAAACCAAAGAAGAAGAAGAACAUCAUCAGGAGGGCGCUGAAGAGUGGCAAGAAGAGGGGUCAGGAAGUGCUGGAGGGCGGGCGCAAGGCGCUGAAGGCGAGCCGAGAAGUCCUGCACGCCAAGGUGACCUGGGUGGGAACCCACAUCAACCGCUUGGGCUCUGCUGUGUCGAGGAAGAACCGCGUGUCUCCACUGGAGCCAGGUUAAGUGCAUAACAGAUAAUCAUAGAUCAUUUCUAAUUUUUAAUUAGUUAGAGCAUGGCUUGUCAGGGGGAUUGGGGGAGGAUCUGGGAGUUGUCAUUAACCACAAUUUGUCUUACCUUAGACUUGCCACCAAAUUCAAUUCCACAUUAUAAUUUUCUACUGUAUUCAUACAUGACACAAACAUUUCUAUCAUCAAAUACAUUAUUUCUGUUAGUUUCAAUUUGGAACUUUUGUGACUGAAAUAUAGUUUUACUCAAAAUAGUUCAAACUUAUUACAAAUAUAAUCUAAAACCCUUCUUGGUGACUCUGGUUACACAAAAUAUGACAUUUUAGACUUUUUGACUCAAACUUUUAGCCCAAUACAUUAUUAUUGACACAGAAAAUCAACUUACAUGCUUAUAGACCCAUACUAAACUGGUCAGUUUGAGGAGCUUCAAAGAUGGCCAGCCUGGUGUGGCUGGAUUAUUCAGGACCAUGAGUAGAGUUACAGUAUAAGAAAAUGGUACAAUUAAAAAAAAAGGGUUUAAGAUUAUUAUGGUUUUACAAAAACAAAAAGGGGAAGAAAAGAAAAUAAUGUAAUCUGUUAGUUUCAAUUUGGAACUUUUGUGACUGAAAUAUUGUUUUACUCAAAAUAGUACAAAAUUAUCACAAAUAUCAUUUAAAACCCUUCUUGGUGACUCUGGUUACACAAAAUAUGACAUUUUAGACUUUUUGACUCAAACUUUUAGCCCAAAACAUUAUUAUUGACACAGAAAAUCAACUUACAUACUUAUAGACUCAUAUUAAACUGGUCAGUUUGAGGAGCUUCAAAGAUGGCCAGCCUGAUGUGGCUGGAUUAUUCAGGACCAAGAGUAGAGUUACAGUAUAAGAAAAUGGUACAAUUAAAAAAAAAGAGUUUAGAAUUAUUAUGGUUUUACAAAAAGAAAAAGGGGAAGAAAAGAAAAUAAUGUAAUCUGUUAGUUUCAAUUUGGAACUUUUGUGACUGAAAUAUAGUUUUACUCAAAAUAGUUCAAACUUAUUACAAAUAUAAUCUAAAACCCUUCUUGGUGACUCUGGUUACACAAAAUAUGACAUUUUAGACUUUUUGACUCAAACUUUUAACCCAUUACAUUAAUAUUGACAUAGAAAAUCAACUUACAUACUUAAAGACUCAUAUUAAACUGGUCAGUUUGAGGAGCUUCAAAGAUGGCCAGCCUGGUGUGGCUGGAUUAUUCAGGACCAAGAGUAGAGUCACAGUAAGAAAAUGGUAUAAUUAAAAAAAAAUAGUUUAAGAUUAUUCUGGUUUUACAAAAACAAAAAAGGGGAAGAAAAGAAAAUAAUGUGAGAGGAAAAAGUGUGCCGGUCUUCACCAAACUAAUUAACCUGAAUAACAGAACAUACCUCAUCAGAGAUGACGAUACAGUGACAACGGACGGCUAACUGACAUUACUAAAGAACCAUGGAGCAACUAUUUCUAUUGGUUGAGAUGGAGCUGAAGCCUCGGGCUGAACCUGAAUGACAUUAUCAUUCAACAAAUUGAUUGGAAGAAACUCUGAAGUCUUUUGUGAUUGGAGGAUGACUGGAAGGGACAAAUGUCCAGAGGGAUCAAACUAGUUCAGACUAGUUUGACAGUCAAGUGGAAUCUACUCAGGUUAGGUGUAAACAUGAUACAGUCCACACAGAAUGACUGCUGGGUACAGUCUGCCUGGGGUGCUGGGGAAGUGCUCAGUAGUCAUGCUGGGAGUCCAUAGAAUAGAACUGACUGAAGAAGUUCUUUCUUUUUCUUCUAGAACUGACUGACUGUAGUGGACUGGCACCAACUGGCAGAGGGGGAAUGGGGGCUAAGGGAGAGAUCGGUUGCCCCAGAAAUAUUUAUUACCCAACUCCAGGGCAACAGAUUUCUCCCUAGCUCCCAUCCUCCAUCAAAAUUCCAGGCUGCCGAUGGCCUUGUUGCUCACCAGGUUCUCCCCCUCCCUCCAGUUGGUGUUGAGUCUACACAGUCAGUCUAAUGCAAUAAUAUAUACGACACUAAAUAUUCUAGGGCAGGGUCUAAGGUUGACCCUGCCCUGGAGAUUGAAUACGAUGGGGCAGAAAAGAUUGACCCUGCCAUUGGGGAUUAGUAAUACUCUGGGGCAGGGUCUAAGAUUGACCCUGCCCUGGACAUGAGUAGUAUGUAGGGCAGGGUCUUAGGCUGAUGUGUGGACUCCCUCUGUCAGCACCACACUGCCCUGGCUGGGACUCCCACUCCUGAGCAAUUCCCCAGCCCCCUCACCCCAUAAAGACUGUGUAUUAGGCGGCAUCAGUCGGUAGCCAAUCCACUGAAACGACUUAGCCUGCUUCCUGCCUCUUCCUCCAAAGCUUCCCCUAUCCCUUCCUCGCUCUUCCUGUCACUUCUUCAGGUCUUCUUUUUUUCUCUUCCACCCCAAACUGCUCUCUUGCAACGGUGGUGCAGUGGCAUCUCUUUUGACCCUCAUCCGUUACACCCUCUCGCUGUUGGGCCCGGCAUUGGCGGCCAAUCCACUACCCAUUCAUUCCUCCUGGCCUCCAGCCUGCUUCCUCCCUUCCACCGACACAAACAGCGGAUUCUGUGGAUUGGUUCUUGGUGAAACCUUACCUGAGUAGAUUCCACUGGACUGUCAAACUAGUCUGAACUGGUUUGAUCCCUCUGGACUUUGUCCCUUCCAGUCAUCCUCCAAUCACAAAAGACUUCAGAGUUUAAAUUUUCUUCCAAUCAAUUCGUUGAAUGAUCACGUCUUGUCAAUCUCGAGAACCGCUUGCUCAUGGAUAUACUCAGCGCGCUGACAAAGGUUCAUGGAGAGAGAGAGAGAGAGGACGAGUGCUCUUUGAUGAAAGCACAAUGCUCUCCUAUAGAUGUCUGCAUUGGGAGUAAAUCUGCUGAAAAUUAUCUUUCACUCCAGAACCAACAACCCAGCCCUGGCCACAGGUGUCUGUUUCAGUUAUAAUUCAAACUUAAACACAACGCUAAUGAUUAUUGUGAUUGACCAAUACUUGGUUGAGCUAGGUUUAGUGGGUACUCACUGUCACCCAACAGGGUGGUAGCCAGGGAGUGGCGACCCUGCCAUGGAGGAGCCAGUCACAAAAUUAGGCUUCUUAGGUUAACCUCAAGCAGCGGACACUGUUGAUUGGUUUUUGGCUAACAGAUGAAAUGUGAAUAAGUGAUAACAAAAAGAUAGUGGACUGUGGUUCGAAUUCUAUGCUGGCAACCUGUAUUUCAGGCCUUUAUGGCUGGCAUGUGAUAAAAAAGCUAACUGACCAGUGGGUUAAAAAUGUAAAACAAAAAACAUGUUGCAACUCUGGGAUAUUGUAAAAAAAUUACGACUCUUAGAUAUCAUAAUAAUACAUAACCUCCCUAUAUGUAAACAGUAACAUCAAAUUUAGUGAUCAGCUUACUCUACUAUACACAUUCCCUGCAUGGGCUGAACUUUGUAACAUAAUUUGUACUUUAUACAACAACCUAUUGAUUAUAAAAGAACACCUGUUGCCAGUACAUUAAUAGAUAUUGGUACUCACUGUCACCCAACAGGGUGGCAGCCAGGGAUUGGCGACCCUGCCAUGGAGGAGCCAGUCACAAAAUUAGGCUUCUUAGGUUAACGACAAACAGCUGUUAAUUAGUCCCAGGUGAUUAUUGUGUUAUAAGUCUUACCAGGUAAAUGCUACUCUUACAGCCUUAUCUUAUAUUAGAACAUUUACAUAAACGACUCCCAGUGAAUCCCCCAACCUUUUAACACCUUACCAAUUUACCAUCAGAAAGACAAGCCAUGUUCUAUUCCUGCUGUGAUGAUCCUACAAUUAAUAAACUAAUUUGUAUGUAAUCUUAUGUAGAAUAGAGAAGAAAUAUGUGUAAUAUUACAAAUUGAUAUGACUUGGAAAUUGACAUGUAUUUUGCGCUGUAUAUCACAUGCUUUUGAUUUCUGUGUCACAAUUUUGUACCUUUUGGUAUUGUGAAAUACAAUAUUUACUUUAAAGCCAUGUCUAAUUAUAAGUAUAUAUACCAUGUGCAUGUUAAAGAUUUUCGUGCUGCAUACUUUGUGCAUGUCACAUGUUAUCUGACUUCUGUGUCACACAGUACAAUUUUGUACAUUCUCAUAUUGUGAAAUACAACUUGUGCAUUAAACACAUGUCUAAUUAUAAGUGUAUAUAUACCAUAUGCAUGUAAAAUAUUUUUGCUCUGCAUACUUUGUGCAUGUCAUACAGUCACAUACUAUCUGACACAGUCACAGUUUUGUACAGUUUGGUAUUGUGCAAUGCAAUAUUUUCAUUAAAACAUGUCUAAUGAUGAUUGUAUCUAUACUGUGUGUAUGUUUAACAUUUUGUGCUGCAUACGUUUGCGCUGCAUCACAUUCUAUAUGACUUCUGUAUCACAACUUGUACAAUACAUGGGAUUGUCAACUGGUAAA